Cladocopium goreaui is the source of this 2546-nucleotide messenger RNA. The record is from the annotation of a GenBank genome assembly. Lineage: Eukaryota; Dinophyceae; Suessiales; Symbiodiniaceae.
GCUUGGUGCACCACUUCUGUCAGCAGGGCCCGGUGCUCACCUGCGGCCGUCGCCUCGAGAGCUUGCGCCAGACGAAGGACACGGCGCCAACGGCGCAGGCAAUCUCCAUCGUGGCAUGUGAUAUCGCUUCAGCUGAGGGCCGCCAACAGCUCCUGGAAGCCUUGCCUUCUGAGGCGCCUGUGCGCCUGUUGGUGCAAAACGCUGCCAUCGGAGACCCUGCAGCGUUUGAGCAGCUGGAUCUCAAGCAUUUUGAGGAGGCGUUGAAAGUUAAUCUCAUCGCGCCCAUGGCCCUGAUGCAGGGGCUGCUGCCUCAGCUACGUCGUGCCGGCGGCCGUGUGCUGCACUUGGGGACCUCCGUGGCACAUCAUCCGCAGAAAGGGACGGCCACGUAUGGCAUCACCAAAGCCGCCUUCCACCGCCUCUACCAGCAGCUCAACGCUGAAGAGCUGGGGGUGCCAGUGGCAACACUCAGCCCAGGUGCCUGGUGGACAGAGGGCGUGCGUGACCACGUCACCAAAGCACGUCGCUUGGAUCUGCCACAUGUGAACUUCUUCGAUGCGGCGUUUGAGAAGGCGCGGCUGAUGACAACGGCACCGGCGGGCUAUCAAUCCUUCACCGUGCCGGACCCCCCCAAAGAGCUGAGCUCUGAGGGGUAUGAGGAAGGCCUGAAGGAUAGCGUGCAGCAACGUAUCAACAAGAUGAAGGGCAGGUCGAUGAUGUGCCGAGCCUAUGACAACUGGGCCCGCAAGAGCCAAAACAUCCAGAAUUUGGCCACCUUGGAACGUCUCAUCCAGCGAGUGGACUGGUACUGCAACGAGACCAAGAGCGUGCAGGGCAGGGUCUUACCAGCCGCGAUGAUCAUGAGGAUCAGCAUGGUGGAUGCCAUCCGCACUGAAUUUCGCUUCGCUCCACCCUUCGUGGCCGAGCUGCUGCGGCACUUUGAUGGCGAUUUCCUGAAAAAUAUGGAGUGCAUUAAAUUGGUGGGGGCUCAGAAUCAACAAGCUCCCAUCGGACCUGCAGAUCCCAGGACGAACUUCGAAGGUGCUAAGAUGGAGUACCUGCACUGGAAAUUGCGACGGGUAGCGCAUCAGAUCGUCAAUGUUCUGGAGGAAGAAUUCACCUACGCUCGGUGUUUCUUCGGAGAUGACGUGCAGAAGAAAUUUCAAGAACUCUUUCCCCAUGGUGUGAUGCCUCCAGCAAUACCUGGAACUGGAACAACGCUGUCGGAGAUUCUGGGCAUCUCCAAGAUGGGAAUCAGUUGGUCUCCUGAAGAUUCGCAAAUGGGUUCCUGCUUGAGCUGCAGCCCAGAGGGGUACAUUCCACUGAAGGGCGAAGAGGAACAGCCACCAGAGCUGCCUUUUCGGAGUAUUUGGGAAGUUCCCCGGUUGAUCGAGCUGUGUGAUCGGCUGGACAUCAUCGCCUUGCGGAACAAGCUGGGCACCUCCACGUUCGACACCAACAACACGGAGAACAAACUGCUUCUCUGCAGUGAAGUGAAUGAGUCGCAGAAACUGGUCAUUGACUAUGGAUAUUUCCGUGAAGCUGAGAUGCAGUCGGUGAGCAGCAUGCGCCCAAUGAAACCCAUGGUCUCAGAUGAUGUGGUGCCGGCAGUGCCGCCCCCGCAAUCCGUGAGAUUUGCAAGCCCCAGCCAGUCCUUUCAGUCCAUGCCCCCUCCGUCGGGGCCCCCACCGUCUUCGUAUCCACCGGGCCCCAUGAGCAGCAUGGCACCUUUUCCCGUCUCAGUGCCGCCUGGGCCGCCCCCAUUCGCCUCCAUGGGGCCUGGCAGCUUCGUUGGGACAGCACAGAUGUACAAAUCUUCCCCAUGGAAGAUCCUGACGCCACAGACCGAAGGAUCAGAGGAGAGGAAAAGCCAGGUGGUCCUGGAGGUCUGUGUCAAGGAAGUGAAGUUCCUUCCAACUUUGAUCCAGACGAAGAUCGCCAUAGCGUACCACGCCAAUGGAGAGGAUGAGAUCCCGUUGCCAGUACUUCAGUUCCAGCUGGUGGGCGCUGUGGGCCCACCCGUGACCAUCACACCGGAAUCCUUCUCUCCACCUCUGCGACCAGGAGACGAUCCACGAAGUAGAGAAAUCGCUUGGACGGUGUUCCCCAAUCGAGGAGAGCCAUCGGGCUUUGGAGAGAUCUCAGCAAGAAACCCGAUCGACUUCAUUCAGCCUUUCACCUUGCGAUGUUCCAUGGUGGGAGAUUCAGCACUGGUCAAGGAAUUGAGUUUCCACAUCGCCGUUCCAGAGCGUUGCAGACAGGAGGAUUGGCUGCAGGUUCAGGCGUCGAUCCCCGUGAUGUCGGCAUACCUCCCAGCGCUACGGGAGGAACUGAAAAUGUAUCUCCACGAGGUGCCGCGGACGCUGUUCUUCAGCACGUUGCCUUCCUUCGCCAUGUCGCUCAGUCAGCUCCGCACCGUGUUACUCGCGGACAUCGAUUCGGGCACAACGAUGCAAAGUCGUUUGUUGGCAGCAUUUGCGUCUGGAGUCUUCGCAUUAGCGUCCUUGAGCUUCAACUUUUUGAUGGCACAAAGAGGCCGCGAUUUG